UUUCUAUUUUCUAGUUGACUAUGGAACCACAGACAACCAAUUGGAAAACCCCAAGUUUGGAACUGCAAUGGUUUACGUGACUGUUCUACGCGACCUCUCGCCACCAGUAGAUUCACCAAGCUGCCGUUCUCAAUUGACCUCAACGAGCAGACCACUAUUGACACUAAGUCUUUUCUUAGGCACCAAAUCAUGUACAGCAUCAUUGCCAGCACCUCCAGAACAUUCUUCUCCAACAUUAACCCCACCAACGGUGAGAUCAGGGUCAAAGGAGAUCUUUUCCAGACCGGUGUCUCCGUGUUUGAGCUGCAUGUUGUUGCUACAGACCAGGCCUUGCAGCCAAAGUCAGCUACAGCGACAGUGUACAUCACCAUCAUCCGCAACCAGCAUGCUCGAAUCUUUACCAACCAAGAGGGAUACACCUGACUACUGGGCUUUUGGUAGAGACCUCUUCCAGGCGACGGCCAUCGAUGAUGACCCCGACGUUGUGCUGAGUCGAAACACUCAUAAUGCUGAAUUUGACUACUUGAUCGAGCCAGAUGAAUUGUACGCUGCACAGUUUUUCGGAAUCAACAAAGAUGGUAUUCUCUAUGUAAAAGCCAACAUCCAGGAGGCUGACAAGAGAGAGGAAUUCAAGUUUUACAUAGUUGCUGUUGACUGCAGCUGGAAUCCUCGUAGUAACCGAGCCCUCGUUACGAUCUCUGUGAAAUACUCAAGUAUCAGACAGGAGCUUGGAUUUUCCCGGCCUGAGUACAACCUCAAGAUUGUUUAGUUGAACGUCAACAGCAACCCGACCGUCCUCACAUCACUAGAUGUAACCAACACUCGCAUUGAUGGAAAGGCUGGCUCUUACAUCUUUUAUUAUUUUUAGUGUUUAUAUGCUGUACAAAUCUAAUCAAAUUCAUGGUUGAAUUGUUAAUUUUAUACUUGAACUGAUAAGGCUUUAUAACAUUAUUUGCAUGCAAUUUCCAUAUGAUUUACAUAACUAUAGGCAUAUAUCAUUUUUGAGCAUACCCAGUGUAAAAACAUUCAAUACUAAUUGCCAUAAAAUAAUACCUAAUUCUGUGUCAAAAUUAAGCUUUAUCAUAAUUUUCAACACCAUUUUCUUUAAUCAUCAUUUUGCAAAACACCAUCUUAAUUAAAAAAACACUCUCAAUUGAAGAGCUUCAUUUCAUUGUUCUGCAUGACCUAUAAAGCAGUGAAAUUUAAUGUUCCUUGUUCUGGAUUGCAAUCCAAUGAUAAUUAUUACAUAAGUAUCAAUACUUUAAUUCCUCCAUAUUUUCCUUUACUAUGUUUAUAUAGCAAUGUUCUGUACAGCAGCAUAUUGUAUACAUCUUGCUACUAUUCCAGUUCUGUAACAGAUAUCUUAAAUGUUCACUGCUUGCUCAAUAUUUCAUUACCAAAUGAUAAUUUUCAAAUAAUGGUCAUUAUAACACAUGUCCACCUCAAGGCACCACUUGGUAACACCAUUAAAGGUUAAAACAAUUUGCUGCUGAUAUUCGUGAUCCACUUGUUUAUUUGUCCAAUAAUACACACUUGAAAUUAAAUCUUUUGUUCAA
Molecule: messenger RNA, 1556 nt
Organism: Mya arenaria
Lineage: Eukaryota; Metazoa; Mollusca; Bivalvia; Myida; Myidae
Product: cadherin-23-like
Exons: 4
Coding region: 68-769 (233 amino acids)
Biological process (GO): homophilic cell-cell adhesion
Cellular component (GO): membrane
Molecular function (GO): calcium ion binding
Source: RefSeq, a predicted model, not a curated record